UUGAGGAAGGGGAGGGGCCGGCGUGUGAUGUCACAACAGACAGGAAGUGGAAAGGAGGGCGCGAGUGGGGAAAAAAAGUCCCAAGCGGAGGUCGCUCGGGUGCCCCCCGCCAGACUUUUCGUCAAGACUCCAAAACCGGGAGCACGUCCCGAGCUGCCCCUUUUUCCCGCAAAAAACCCGUUGAAAACGCUUUAAGUCUCGCAUUUUCGAAUCGUUGUCCAUCCGAGUUGGCAAAGCGAGCCGAUGGCGUGACGUCGACUUUUAACCGAUGAGUCAAGUCGACGCCCACUUGGACCAGUUGAGCAAAAAUGGCUUCGAUUUAUUCGGGGGGAGCUCGCCGAGCGUUUGGGACGCAGAACAGUUCCGAGGACGAUUUGGCAAAACGAGCUUUCACGCACUUUCCAGAAAAGAACAAAAAACUUGGUACUGAGGUCCCGGUCGGCAAAAAUGCGCGCGACGGGUGAACGGCGCGAGCCACUCGCGUGACGCGUCCGCCUUCGACUCGAUCGGCGCAAAGCCCCAGCGGGAGAAAGCAUGAAAAAAAAAAAACUUGGAUCGUUUGAGAAAGGACAUCCUGGGUAUUUCCGAAGAUGAGCAGAACGACCUUUGACAUAUUUUCAAUGGAAAGGUCUUACAUGCAGCGCCUUCAUGUCGCGGCCGCCUUCGCAAUCCGACACGCCGCAAGUAACAAGUUCCGGAGCUCGCCUGGGGAAGGAGGCGUGUCUCUGGUCUACCGCCCCCUGGUGGCCACGCCGGCCGCAUCAGAGAGACAGACCAUUGAAGUGAAGCAGAAAGUCUGGCUUUCGUUCUUUGGAGUUUUUGGCGGCCUACGCCGGAGCAGAUUGGUGGCAUUUCAGAAAUAUUUGAAUCCUUUCAGGGGAGACUUUUUUUUUUUUUUUAUCUCUCUUUUGUCUGUCCUAAUUGUCAAUACUUGUCUAAUUUUCAGAGUUUUUAAAAAAGCAAGUCCCAACGGCAAGCUCAUCGUCUAUCUGGGCAAGCGAGACUUCGUGGACCACGUGGAGCGAGUGGAGCCCGUCGAUGGCGUGGUCCUGAUUGAUCCCGACUACCUGAAGGAGAGAAAAGUGUUUGUGACCCUCAACUGCGCCUUCCGAUACGGCCGAGAAGAUUUGGACGUGCUGGGCUUGACCUUUCGCAAGGAUUUGUUUGCGGCCGGCGUGCAGGCGUUCCCUCCUCUCGUCGAGGAAAAGAGCGACGUGACUCGUUUGCAGGACCGUCUGCUGAAGAAACUGGGAGAGCACGCCUACCCCUUCACCUUCCAGAUCCCGCUUAACCUGCCGUGUUCCGUCACGCUGCAGCCGGGCCCCGAGGACACCGGAAAGGCCUGCGGCGUGGACUUUGAAAUCAAAGUGUUUUGUGCGGACAACGCCGACGAAAAGAUCCACAAAAGGAACUCCGUUCGUCUGGUGAUCCGGAAGGUUCAGUUCGCUCCCGAGAAACCCGGGCCCCAGCCCAGCGCUGAGACCACCAGGCACUUCCUGAUGUCGGACAAACCUCUGCACCUGGAGGCGUCUCUGGACAAGCAGGUUUACUACCACGGCGAACCCAUCAGCGUCAACGUUCACGUCACCAACAACACCAACAAGAUGGUGAAGAAGAUCAAGGUGUCAGUGCGCCAGUACGCCGACAUCUGCCUUUUCAACACGGCGCAGUACAAGUGUCCGGUGGCCAGCCAGGAGUCUGAUGACGUGGUGGCUUCCAGUUCGACUUUCUGCAAAGUCUUCACGCUGACGCCGUUUCUGUCCGACAAUCGAGAGAAGCGAGGCCUGGCGCUCGACGGGAAGUUGAAGCACGAAGACACGAACUUGGCCUCCAGCACGCAGUUGCGCCGCGGCGCCGACAAGGAGAUGUUGGGCAUCGUGGUGUCGUACAAAGUCAAAGUCAAGCUGCUGGUGUCUCGAGGCGGGCUCCUGGGAGACUUGGCCCCCAGUGACGUGUCGCUGGAACUUCCCUUCACGCUGAUGCACCCCAAACCUUCGGAAGAGUCGCUCCACGGCCGAGAAAGUGCUGAUGAAGUGCCGAGCGACACCAACCUGAUCCAGUUUGACGCCAACGGCGACGACGACGACAUCAUCUUUGAAGACUUCGCUCGUCAGCGGCUGAUCGGCGCAAAAGACGACGAGGACGAAGAGGCGGCGGAAGGUUCCGACAAGUAGACCGGGGGCCACCCCCGGAAGGGCGCUGGCGUGCGUCUGCCUCAGUAGCGCCGAGGUCCGUCGGUGGCGUCGCGUGCGCUCGCGCGUCCCACCCGUCUCGGGACCGUUUGGCGCGUAUUGGUCGCCGUUCUCUGACACUUGGACGACGAGUCUGCGUUUGGCGGGUGCCGCGUGGAUGCGGAACUUCCAUUUUCCCGAUUGUUUUUUUUAAUUCUGAUCCUCGUCACGACUUCCGCCUUUCUCAAAAUGUUCCACCUUCAGCAUGUGCCGAUUGUCUGACUGCCAACAUUUCCCACAAGUGCACGUUUUUAUCCCCCCAAUGAUAUCAUUUUUCACCUUGUUGCCGUUUGAGAUUCCAAAAUGUUCAUGUUGACAAAAUCAUUUCUUGUCCGAUUCCCCAAAUUUUCAAAAUUCAAAUCCCGACUCUUUUGGGUGCACGUCUUCAUUUCGUGAUCGUGCGAUCAAUAGUCAACGCGAUACAAAUGGAUGAUAGUCCACUUGUACUGAUCCAGUGGUCAAUAGUAUGCACGUAUCAAAAGAUCCAUCUAUGAAAUUGUGUAUGAUUGUAUGACAAGUGACAAACUGUUGACGCGAGUCCAAAUAAAUCACAUCAGAUGCGAACGAGCAGCUCAGCACGAUGGAGUCAACGAAUACCCACCGCGUCGUCUUCCCCCCGCUUAGGGUCGGGUCGAGGGGGCAGCGGCUUUGGUGGGGCCGCCCGGACCUCCCUCUCCCCAGCCGCUUCAUCCGGUGGGGCGGGGGGUCCCGAGGCAGUCGUGAGAUUCUCUCCAGAAAGGUUUUGAACACAAUCGUUGGCAAAGGGCAACCUCGGCGCAGUCCGACCCUCACCGGAAACGAGUGCGACGAUACGGGCCAAACUCUGACACCGGUCCGUAUCAGGGGGUUCGGUAUCCCGUACUCCCGAAGCACCGCCCACGGUCAAACGCCUUCUCCGAGUCAACAAAGCACGAGUAGGCCGGCCGGGAGACCGAAAACCACGCCGACGCCUUUCCAGCAUCCCUCAAAGGACAUCGGGGGGGGGG
Molecule: messenger RNA, 3217 nt
Organism: Syngnathoides biaculeatus (alligator pipefish)
Lineage: Eukaryota; Metazoa; Chordata; Actinopteri; Syngnathiformes; Syngnathidae
Gene: arrb1
Product: arrestin, beta 1
Exons: 15
Coding region: 591-2174 (527 amino acids)
Biological process (GO): negative stranded viral RNA replication; G protein-coupled receptor internalization; visual perception
Cellular component (GO): autophagosome membrane
Molecular function (GO): G protein-coupled receptor binding
Source: RefSeq, a predicted model, not a curated record